Molecule: messenger RNA, 842 nt
Organism: Branchiostoma belcheri (Belcher's lancelet)
Lineage: Eukaryota; Metazoa; Chordata; Leptocardii; Amphioxiformes; Branchiostomatidae
Product: 1-phosphatidylinositol 4,5-bisphosphate phosphodiesterase beta-1-like
Exons: 3
Coding region: 558-827 (89 amino acids)
Source: RefSeq, a predicted model, not a curated record
GUUGAAGUCUGCGGGAAAAGUGUGCAAGCUCGUUCAAGUUCGAUUUAUGACAUUCACCGAGACAACCUGUAUAGUACAGCAAAUAAAAGACAUCUGGCAUUUUCUAUACACGACAUAGCCCGGCGAAGAAAGUAGUCAUCUGGGUCAAGAGCUGAUAAACAUUGGGAUUCUUUACGUGGAACAAAACGACACCGCCCAAUGCCAAUAUAUCAUGUGUCUGUUAAUCAGGCACCCAAACAUUUGCAACAGACACCUGAUGAUACGCCGGAAACUUUAAUCAACUGUGUGUGAUAGGACAUGCACCUAAAGUCUUCGCUUGCCGUGUUAGUUUUUAUAGUACUACAAUCUGUUAUCAGACAUCUUUCUAGCGUUCGGAGGUUUUGAAUCGGCAGACCGGUUGAAACAGGCAGCGUGUGAUUCUGCGUUGGGCAGCCGCAGUGCCGUACCGUGUUGUGAAGUUCCGUGAAGCGGUGAGGAGGGCGGCAGGCGAACGGCAAGACACUUCCCCUCUCUCUCUCCUCUCUCUCUCUCUGCCCCCCAAAAAACACCGUCCCACCAUGGCAGGAGCCAAGCCAGGAGUUCACGCUCUACAGCUCAAGCCGGUGGAGGUUCCCAAGGAGCUGAAAGAAGGGAAUAAGUUCAUCAAAUGGGAGGACGAUUCCACAGUGGGAGUAGCGGUGACCUUGCGAGUGGACGAAGAAGGUCAAAUUCUCUACUGGACCGAUCAGAAUGGGGAGACAGAAUGUCUGGACAUCACCGUCAUCAGGGACACCAGGACAGGAAAAUACGCUCGGCUGCCCAAGGUAGGACAACCCCACGGGAAAUAAGGGCCGGGAUGCUGU